AUACAACUAGUUAUGCCCAAUUCUCUCUCCUCUCUCUCUCUCUCUAGGGAUUUCGCUGCGUCCCGCGGAGCCCUCGCCAAACAUGGUCUGAUUCUCCGGCGAAAUUCGCCGCCUUCCGAUCGUUUCCCCGGCCCCCGUCGCUUCGAUCCGUGUGCUUGUUGAUCUAGCCAUCAGCUGUCUGGUAUUGACACUUCCUUCCUGCAAAAUUAAAAGGUCUUUCCGUGUACGUUAUUGGUACGGUACUGGAUAUACUACUUGGGCUUACCUAACAUGGAAGAUAAUGAAUCAGUUGCUAUGCUCAUGGACUCCACGUCAUCCAAGAUAGCACAACUUCAGAAAGCAUUCGCUGAGCUUGAGAGUCAUCGAGCCAUAACCCUAAAUCUAAAAUGGAAGCAACUUGAGGAACAUUUUCAGGGGCUUCAGAAGUCCUUGAAAAGGCGUUUCACAGAAUUGGAAGACCAAGAAAAGGAGUAUGAGACCAAAAUAACGAAAGCUCAGGAGAUACUGGAGAAGCGCGAGGCAGCUGUUAUGGCCAAGGAGAAAGCUUCAUUGGAGGGGCUGCAAGAGAAAAGAGAUGCUGCAGUAUCUGCUAUUGUUAAUGCUUUCCAGAAGCACAGGAAGUUAUCUUCUGCAGAAGUAGUUGCUACCGGUGAGGAACAAGUUGGGGCACCAUUUGUUAAAGAGAAACCAUCUGAUGUCAUGGCUACUGGGAAUAACUUUGGAGAUGUGAAAAAGACUUCUGAAAAUGAAAGUGUGGAGGUGAAGUCUUAUCCCGAACUAGUGAAAUUAUGUCAAGAUAUGGAUUCAGACAGGCUCCAUAAGUUCAUAUCAGACAAUCGCAAGAACCUUGCUGCCAUCAAGGAAGAAAUUCCUCUUGCAUUAAAAGCUGCAGCUGAUCCAGCUUCUCUGGUUUUGGACUCUCUUGAUGGUUUCUACAGCAUGGAGUUGUCAAAUUUGGAUGGGAAAAAAGAUUCAAAUCUAUUGGGUUUACGCCGGACCUGUAUCAUGUUGAUGGAAUGCCUCAGUGUUUUGUUAACGAACCUGGAUCGGACCACUGUUUCCAAUAUAAUUACAGAAGGUGUUAAACAACGAGCAAAGGCAAUUGCUGAGAAUUGGAAACCCAAGCUGGAUGAUCUUGAUGUGGAUGCCUACAAUGGGAACUCCUUGGAGGCUCAUGCAUUUUUACAGCUUCUAGCCACUUUUGGCAUCGAUUCUGAUUUUGAUCAGGCUGAUUUGUCCAAACUCAUACCGAUGGUUUCUCGUCGCCGCCAAACAGCUGAACUGUGUCGUGCUCUUGGAUUGGCAGAGAAAAUGCCAGGUGUAAUCACUGUGUUGGUGAAUAAUGGAAGGCAUAUUGAUGCUGUUAACCUAGCUUUUGCAUUUGAGCUGACAGAACAAUUCCCACCAGUAUCAUUACUGAAAUCCUACUUGACCGAGUCCAACAAGGUUUCUUCACCUGGCAAAAGUGGAAAUUCAUCUCCUACCGUACAGUGUGAGGUCAAUGAAAGAGAGCUGUCUGCCCUAAAGGCUGUGAUAAAGUGCAUUGAAGACCACAUGCUUGAAGAGCAGUAUCCCGUGGAGCCACUCCAAAAACGAGUUCUACAGCUGGAGAAGGCAAAGGAAGACAAGAAAAGGGCAACCGAAGUUUCAAAGCCUCAGCCCAAAAGACCCCGUGCCAGUGGUGUUGGACAUGGCCCCCGAGUUGCUAAUGUUGCCAUGGACAAGAACUUCUAUGCUAGAAUGACCGACAGGUACCCACAGUAUAUGUAUGACAGAGCGUAUGUUUACCCGGGUCCAACUGACAACCAUAUCCCGUCGCUUCUGGGUUCUGCUGCUUACACCCUGUCUCCUGCCGGUCAUGGCAGCUUCUUCGGAAAUGGAUUCCAGUACCAGGCUGCUGCGUAUCUUCACUAGUGGGUAGGACUGUCUAAACUUUGAUCCAUGAUCCUGUUAACAGCUAGUGUUAACCUUUCACUUCCUUGAUGUUGUAAUGAUGAUGGAAUUUAGUAUCUAAGAAACAGACCUUGUUGACUUUUAAUUUCUUGUACAAGCUGAUACUGUGAUCCUUUAAAUAUAUGUACUGUUUUUCUUGUUGAUGUAA
Diospyros lotus (date-plum) is the source of this 2101-nucleotide messenger RNA. Its product is annotated as FRIGIDA-like protein 3. The record is from RefSeq and is a predicted model, not a curated record. Lineage: Eukaryota; Viridiplantae; Streptophyta; Magnoliopsida; Ericales; Ebenaceae. The coding region runs from base 271 to 1914 and encodes 547 amino acids. The transcript has 5 exons.